This is a messenger RNA of Lindgomyces ingoldianus, 1736 nucleotides long. RefSeq lists its product as uncharacterized. The coding region runs from base 108 to 1547 and encodes 479 amino acids. The transcript has 8 exons. NCBI's taxonomy places the organism in Eukaryota, Fungi, Ascomycota, Dothideomycetes, Pleosporales, Lindgomycetaceae. The record is from RefSeq and is a predicted model, not a curated record. Gene Ontology annotation, cellular component: nucleus; cytoplasm.
AACUGAAGGUGCGAAUCUGACUACUAUAUCGUACAGAACUACGGCCCGCCCAAACAGCCUGCAGACAGUUCCGCCCACCUUUUUCCUUCUGACUCCUGCAGCCAGACAUGACCGACUCGCCCUCACUGCGUAUUCCGCUUGAUCCGAAGGAGCAGCCAAUCCUGGACAAACUGCUUGACCUGCGGACAAGACUCGAAUUGCUGAAGCAAGACCGUUCAACAUAUGUAAAGAGCCAGGAUGUAGUUGCCUUGUACAAUCAGGUCAUCGAGCAGGUCGAAGUUGUGAAUGCAUUACGGAUGACAAAACGUCACGAGCAGAAUCGAGUCGAUACGGUGUUGGACGAUUGCUUUCAACUCAUUUCACUUUCAUAUCUGACCAUAGGCAAAAAUCAUGAAGCACCCGCAAUAUACUCAGCUGUAUCAACAAUGAAGCGCUUGCUGGAUCAUCUUAAAGAAGCGACCUUCUAUUCUCCAAAGGACCUAGAAUCCAUCGGUGCUCGCCUUGAGGAUUGCCAGCGUUACUGCGAGCGAGGAAAGGAAUCUUACAGUCCCCAGCUUUUGACGCUGCUUGAAGCUCGCAUUGACGUAUGCCGGAAGACUCUGUCAGAGCUUGAACUCAAUCUUUCCCAUUUGACACCGGACCUCACCCCGAAGUACGACAAGUUGGUGUCCAUCCUUAGAUCCCUCUCCGCUUGCAAUACGAGAUCAAAGUUUCCUAAUGCUGAGGUCGACGAUUUCUUGGAGCAGCUGAAGGAGCUGCAUGAAGAGCUCAAACCUUACGGAAUUGUAGCUUAUGAGAGUACCGGCACCAAGGAGGAGAAAUUGGCUGAGAUGGCAGAGAAAUUACGACUCACCAUAGAUCAUCCUGAGCCUGCCCCGGAAGCCAAGAAGCUGGUCGAGACUCUGUUGCAACGAUGUUUCAUCUGGGUUGUCACGAUCAAGGGAAAACAAGGUAGAAUCGCGUUUCCGUUCAAAGACACUUAUGAUAAGCUACUAGACAUUAAAAACAAACUGGAGAAACUUUCCCUGACCCAGGCAUGGUCGCUGCGCGAGACCGAUCUCUAUAGCUACCAGAGGCAACUCGACCGAAUCGACGAGUCUCGGGUUGACGGCAACUUCCUUGAUGUAUUAGGCAGACCCGCGGACUUGUAUGAACAGAGGACCCUGCUCUAUCUGCUGCGGAAGAGCUAUGCCACGAUAUUUUAUCUGAUAAUAUCGUCUGAGCCCGUGUCAGAAGCUUUGCUGCCGAUAUACAAUCAACUGACGACGCUGCGGAAGUGCUUGCUUGAAGUAAAAAAGGCAGGCGGUGUAUCAUCACCCCGAGAACUGUAUCCUUAUAGCAUGAAGCUCAAUUCGAUUGAUAACAUGCGGGUGGACGGCAAAUUCAUGGUCGGGUCCGAUAUUCCAGACGGACAAGGCAGCGUGACGCAACUGCUCGAAGAUUGCUUUGAGCUUGUUUAUGACCUUAGAACGGAGGUCGAAGAAAGUAGCUCGGCAGGAAAGAGCGGUGACGGUGACAGCGAGAGCGGCGAUGUUCCCCUGAAAUGAAGAUCUGGGAUCUGUCUUUCAUCACUGGUGGCUUUCGUGUUCUGAUGUAGUGACUAGACAAGGUGUGUUGUCAAACUUGGCGCAGUUUCAAGCCCUGUUGCCUUCGAUUUUCACUACCCAGGGUGUUAUUGGUCGGCUGUCUAUAUUUGAUUCACUGUACCGAUAUUUGUUUCUAGCAUCUAAUCCAGC